AUGAGUGAACUUUCAGAUGGAGUUGUGGCCCAUGCUUUCUAUCCACGAGACGGGCGAUUGCACUUCGAUGCUGACGAGGACUGGACUUUGAACUCCGAUCAAGGAGUCAAUCUAUUCCAGACGGCUGUGCAUGAAAUUGGUCAUUUAUUGGGACUGGAGCACUCCGUGGAUCCACGUGCGGUGAUGUUCUCCGCCAGACGACCCUACGAUCCUGACUUCGCACUCGGCGACGACGAUGUACGAGCGAUUCGUGUGCUGUUUCCGGUGGGUGGUACGAUGGAGGACGACCAGGCCUUCGAGUCGCCGUCGAGCAAAUUUGCCAACGUAUAUCGAGAGAUGACCAUAUCGCAGGUUGUCGAGAAUCUCCUCGGCGGACCUCCUCCAGUAGCAGCAGAACCAAUCGUGGCCAAACCGGAUGAGCUCGCAUUCCCAUUUCCCCUGCCCCGAUCAAACAGUCCCAGAAAAGGCACAUUCCUGUAG
Messenger RNA from Ostertagia ostertagi, 480 nucleotides. The record is from the annotation of a GenBank genome assembly. Lineage: Eukaryota; Metazoa; Nematoda; Chromadorea; Rhabditida; Trichostrongylidae.